AUGGCAUUCGCAGCCAUUCGCCCCUCUGGUCUGUUUCGUCCCAAGAUGACUGCUCGGAUUCCUGGUGGCUCACGUCAGAUUUCUUUCUCGUCAUACUUGGUAACACCCAAGGAACUGAACGAGGCAUUGAAAAAGAACCCUUCUACUUCGACCAAGAUUUCUACCUCGCCGCGAGUUGUUCCAUUAUGCGCAGCAUGGUUUAUGCCAAACGACCCUGAAGGGCGCAAGGGAAUUGACUCUUUCCGCCAAUCUCGCAUCCCUCAAUCUCGCUUUUUCGAUAUUGAUGCUAUCAAAGAUCCGGACUCUCCUUACCCCCACAUGCUCCCCGCCUGUGAGACAUUCGCAGAGGCAAUGAGUGAUCUGGGUAUUCGGCGAGAUGAUGAAAUUGUGGUAUACGACACCGCUGAAUUAGGAAUCUUUAGUGCGCCGCGCGUGGGCUGGACCUUGCGCGUCUUCGGACACCCAAAUGUGCAUAUACUCAAUAACUACCGCUUAUGGACCCAAGAGGGAUUCCCAACCGAGAGCGGAGAGCCCACCCCCUUGGAGAAGAGUAAAUAUUCUGUUCCGACAUAUGACUCAAAACUGGUGAUCUCAUUCCGAGAGCUGAAGGAGUUGGCAUUGGACUACGGCAAGGAGGGCGCAGAGGAAGUGGAGAUUUUGGAUGCUCGAUCUUACGGUCGCUGGGCCGGUACCGAUCCUGAACCCCGUGCAGGAUUAUCAUCGGGCCAUGUGCCUGGCUCCAAGAGUCUCUCGUUCCCUGAACUCUUGGACCCAGAGACGAAGACAUAUCGUUCUCCCGAGGAACUACGCAAGAUCUUCGAAGAGCACCAAGUGGACCCUUCGCGGUCAAUUAUUAGCACUUGUGGAACUGGGGUUACCGCGACUAUAAUUGAGACAGCUUUAGCCCAGGCUGAAUACGGAGAUCCUAAUUUGCGCCGAGUCUACGAUGGCAGCUGGACUGAAUGGGCCCAAAGAGUAAAGGAAUCAGAUGGACUUAUUAAGAAGGUGAAGCAGUGA
Messenger RNA from Penicillium angulare, 1017 nucleotides. Its product is annotated as sulfurtransferase. Gene Ontology annotation, biological process: transsulfuration. Gene Ontology annotation, molecular function: thiosulfate-cyanide sulfurtransferase activity. NCBI's taxonomy places the organism in Eukaryota, Fungi, Ascomycota, Eurotiomycetes, Eurotiales, Aspergillaceae. The coding region runs from base 1 to 1017 and encodes 338 amino acids. The record is from RefSeq and is a predicted model, not a curated record. Gene Ontology annotation, cellular component: mitochondrion. The transcript is spliced from 2 exons.